Arabidopsis arenosa is the source of this 606-nucleotide messenger RNA. The record is from the annotation of a GenBank genome assembly. Lineage: Eukaryota; Viridiplantae; Streptophyta; Magnoliopsida; Brassicales; Brassicaceae.
AUUAGUAUCAUGGAUCAUGAUCACAUGAAUAACAUGCCACCACCAUCACCAUCAUCAUCAUCAAUGUCGAAUCAUACCAAACCACACAUGAUGAUGAUGCACAUGACGUUCUUUUGGGGUAAGAACACGGAGGUUCUCUUCUCCGGCUGGCCCGGGACAAGCUCUGGCAUGUACGCUCUUUGUCUGAUCGUUGUCUUCCUCCUCGCUGUAAUUGCCGAGUGGCUCGCUCAUUCGCCUAUCCUACGUGCCAGUGGCUCAACCAAUCGUGCCGCCGGGCUUGCUCAGACCGCGGUGUACACACUCAAGACUGGUCUUUCGUAUUUGGUGAUGCUCUCUGUUAUGUCCUUUAAUGCAGGCGUUUUCAUCGUUGCUAUCGCCGGAUACGCCGUUGGUUUCUUUCUAUUUGGAAGCACUACGUUCAAGAAACCCUCCGAUGACCGGAAAACCACCGAGCUUCUCCCGCCGUCGUCAGGCUGCGUUUGUUGAACAAUUGAAAUUACUCUUUGUUAUUUUUUUUUCUUAUAAUUAAAGAAUUUUUCCCUUGUAUGUGGUUGGCUUUAAAUUCUAAUAUUUCGUUUUGGUUUUCAGUAAAAUUAAAUAGUAGAA